UUGAACAGCAGAAGGAUUAUCAAUUUCAAUUUCAAACCAUUCUUUUCUUCAGUUUAUCAGAAUUUCAGCGAAACGAUUGACUUAUUCAGGGCCCCACACAUCUACUACGCCCUAAUCGAUGCUGGAUUCGAAAAUCAAUUAGCAUUCCUCUGCGAAGAGCGCCGUAUACAGGAAUGUGAUCCGAAUCUUGCUAAAAUCAAAAUGUUCCUCAAGAAACGAUAUCGUCUCUUAUCCGCUGAACAUAAAGAACUUCUCGAUUACGCCAGACGUGUUUCGUACUGUAGUCGAACAGGAAGACUGUCCGCAUUCCGUGCUCAUCGCUUCCAUGAAUUUCUGGGAUUUCCUGACUUACAGACGGAUCUCAUCUAUAUACUCGACUUUUUGGCCAGAGAAAUAGUAAUGGAGGUCACCUAUCGUGCUGCUCAAGCACGUCAGGUUGAGCAGGAAAAACUUCUCACAACUCCCAGUUCCAUGAAGCAACCAUCUUCGAAGAAAAAACUAGCCAUUGAAAGCCUUGAGCUUUGCUAUUAUGAGGAAAGGGCUGGCGUACUUUGCAGUGGAUGGUCGAAAAAAAUCGUAAAUCCAUGGAAAUGGGAAAGUGAUCACGAUUAUAACAAAAGGGAAAUGGCUGAGCGACGUGAACUUGAAGAACAGGGACCUUGGCCGAGCCGCUUCGCCUAUGUCUCGUCGGCUGAACUCUUUGAAGAACACAAAAAGGUACUACGAGGCGAGUAUUGGGACAGCUGCCCGGAGGAUCUUACGAAGGAGGCAUUCGCCGUUGCCAAUGCUUAUGCAGCCGCACGUCAAUCCCAUAUAAACCUACCAGAGCCACAAGUUCCUACCAAAUGGCAACAGCAGAACAUCGAAAGCAAUGAGAAGGAACACGAACGUUUGAAGAAACUCCUGGAAUCGAAUAGUCAGAGUGAACUGGAAAAACGCCUGACGAAUCAGUUAGUCAAGAUGAUGGCAGAGAAUAACAUUGACGAUACAGCAUCGGUUGCCGAAACUGAUGGUCAUACUAACUUGGAAAAAAUGACAAAACUUAUUGGAGCGGUGGUACGAAAACAUCAAAGUAUCACUAAUGCUUGA
Messenger RNA from Cooperia oncophora, 1089 nucleotides. The record is from the annotation of a GenBank genome assembly. NCBI's taxonomy places the organism in Eukaryota, Metazoa, Nematoda, Chromadorea, Rhabditida, Trichostrongylidae.